Zingiber officinale is the source of this 3364-nucleotide messenger RNA. Its product is annotated as pentatricopeptide repeat-containing protein At3g02330, mitochondrial-like. The record is from RefSeq and is a predicted model, not a curated record. The coding region runs from base 26 to 2755 and encodes 909 amino acids. NCBI's taxonomy places the organism in Eukaryota, Viridiplantae, Streptophyta, Magnoliopsida, Zingiberales, Zingiberaceae. Gene Ontology annotation, biological process: RNA modification. Gene Ontology annotation, molecular function: RNA binding; protein binding. The transcript has a single exon.
UUUUGUUCGACCACCGAGCACUCGUAUGUUUGUUCGGCAAUCCGUCGAACACUUUGCAAUCGAACACAACGGCAGCAUCAAGAGAGCGAGCAAGAAGGCAUGCAACGAGACAGUUCUAAUGGCCUUCAUCUGCCGCCGUCUUUCCCUCCUCUCUACGCGCUCCUCCCUCCCCAUUCGUCUCCCCACCGUCUCUCCCUUUUCCACGUCUUCCCCCGACAAGAUGACCUUCUCCCACAUUUUCCAGCACUGCUCCAAGCACCGAGACACGGCCGGCGGCCGCCAAUCCCACGCCCGGAUGGUCGCCUCCGGCUUCAUCCCAACCACCUUCGUCGCAAACUGCUUGAUCCACAUGUACGUUACCUGCUCCAACUUGGAGUACGCCCACAAGGUGUUCGUCCGUAUGCCCCACAUGGACAUUGUCUCCUGGAAUGCUAUGAUCUCAGGUCACGCUCGAAAUGGUACGCUAGACGUUGCCAAGUCCCUGUUUGACAGAAUGCCAGAACGAGAUGUUAUAUCAUGGAAUUCGAUGAUAUCAGGCUUUUUGCAGAAUGGAGAACUAAAUGAGUCCAUUGGUCUCUUCCUCCAUAUGCUACAGAGUGGAAUCAAUCCUGAUCGAACCACAAUUGCAGUGAUUCUCAAGUCCUGUGCUGCAUUGGAGGAAGUUGAUAUGGGCACCCAAAUACACGGUUUUGUCAUCAAGAUGGGUUUGGAUUGCGACGUGGUGACAGGGAGUGCCCUUAUUGACAUGUAUGCAAAAUGCAAGAGACUGGACGAGUCAAUUUAUUUGUUUGAUGAAAUGCCAGAGAGGAAUUGGGUUUGUUGGAGUGCUCUGAUUGCAGGCUGCACGCAGAAUGAACAAUAUGCUGUAGCACUGGAACUGUUUUUAGAGAUGCAAAGAUGCGGUGUUGGGCAAUGCCAGUCGGCUUAUGCGAGUGUUUUCAGAUCUUGCGCUGGAUUAAGCUCUGAAAGAAUAGGCAGACAGUUGCAUGGUCAUGCUUUGAAGAACAAUUACAGUACUGAUGUUGUGGUUGGGACUGCCAUUAUGGAUAUGUAUGCAAAAUGUGAUAUUCUGGAUGAUGCUAGAAGGUUAUUCCAGUUGCUGCCAAUGCGAAACCUGCAAUGCUGGAAUGCAAUUAUUGUCGGAUUAGUUCGUAAUGGUCAGGGGAAUGACGCGAUAGGGCUUUUUAAAUGCAUGAAUCACUCUGGUGUUGGCUUCAAUGAGAUCAGCUUAUCUGGUGUUUGUAGUGCCUGUGCAGAGGUCAAGAGGUACUUGAUGGGUCUUCAAGCUCAUUGCUUGGCCCUAAAGACCGGAACUAUUUACAACGUAUGCGUUGGGAAUGCAGUUCUGGACAUGUAUGGAAAAUGUGAAGCUUUGGAAGAGGCUUACAAUGUUUUUGAGGAGAUGGAGCAAAGAGAUGCAGUCUCUUGGAACGCAGUCAUUGCAGCUUUAGAGCAGAAUGGACGAUAUGAAGAAGCUUUACUGCAUUUUUAUCAGAUGUUGCACUAUGGCAUGCAACCUGACGAGUUCACUUAUGGUAGUGUCCUCAAAGCUUGUGCGGGACUUCAAUCUUCCGUUUGUGGUGUUAAGGUUCAUAACAAGGUAAUUAAAUCUGGACUUGGUCUCGUUUCAUUUGUCGGAAGUGCCCUUGUUGACAUGUACUGUAAAUGUGGAAUGAUGGGGGAAGCACAGAAACUUCAUGACAGAAUAGAAAAGCAAAACUUGGUAUCUGCAAAUGCGAUAAUAUCUGGGUUUACUCUCCAGAAACAAAGUGAAGAGGCACAGAACUUCUUCUCCAAGAUGUUAAAUAACAGCAUUGAACCCGAUCAUUUUACUUAUGCCACAGUUCUUGAUACAUGUGCUAAUAUAGCUACGAUUGGACUUGGGAUGCAAAUCCAUGCUAAGAUUAUCAAGCUAGAAUUACACAAGGACGUCUUCAUAUCGAGCACCCUUGUGGACAUGUAUGCCAAAUGUGGAAACAUGAAUGAUUCAUAUUUGAUGUUUGAAAAAAUGAUCGAUCGAGACUUGGUAUCAUGGAAUGCCAUGAUUUGUGGGUAUGCUCAUCAUGGCCACGGACUCAAGGCUCUUAAAAUAUUUGACAGGAUGCAACUAGAAAAUGUCAGGCCUAACCAUACGACAUUUCUCGCAGUUCUUCGGGCUUGUGGACAUGUCGGUCUGUUCGAUGAGGGCAUGUCCUACUUCAGUUUGAUGACUGACCACUACCAGUUGGAGCCAAGAUUAGAGCACUACUCUUGCGUGGUGGACAUCAUUGGGCGUGGAAAGGGGGUUAGUGAAGCUUUGGAACUUAUUGUUAAAAUGCCAUUCGAAGCUGAUGAUGUUAUGUGGAGAACUCUUCUGAGCCUGUGCAAGAUUCAUAAAAAUGUGGAGGUAGCGGAAAUUGCAGCAAAAAAAUUAAUGAUGUUGGACCCUGACGAUUCCUCCUCUUGCAUUCUCUUGUCAAAUAUAUAUGCCAAUGCUGGAAGAUGGGAAGAGGUGUCGAGAAUGAGACGGAUAAUGAAGGAGAGCAAACUUAAGAAAGAACCUGGUUGUAGCUGGAUAGAGAUAAAGAAUGAGAUGCACACUUUUCUUGUGGGAGACAAGGCUCACCCAAAAUGCAAUGAGAUAUAUGAAAGGUUGGAUGAGCUAAUUUCUGAAAUGAUGUGGGCAGGGUAUCUGCCCGACUUAGAAACAUUUGUUGAGGAUGAGGAAGGGGAGAGAAAAGAUCAACUCGAACUACUUGCAGUGGGUUGUGGCUGAGCCAUGCAAUUAGAAUAUUUUGGUCAACUAUUACCAAGAAAUCGGUUGCAAUACCGUGCAAAAAGACAGCAAACAAGCACUCUAGUUGCUUGAGUUGUACGAUAUUUAUGCACCAGAAUAAGAAUAAGGUUCAUGAACUCUAAACUCCACCCCUCUAGCUAGCACGGUGUAGCAGUAAAACAUUCAGUGGAUUAGUAUCGCGGUUGGAAACUCAGUUGAGGCAAGGGCAGAUUUAAGAGUGGAGUUUCGACUGUGGAGAUUAGCUGUUGGACGAAUUGCCACAAGUUUUUCCGGAUUUAACCGGUGGAUGAACUAAGAGGAAAGAUCGUUCAUCUCUAAAAUUAAACGAUCUAUAAGAACUUGGAUACCCAGAUUAAUAAAUAAAAAAUUCCAACUCCAUUUUGAAGUUAGUUUCAUCUUUUGUCAAGAAUAAGCUUAGUCCAGACAUCAGAGGGCUCAUAAGAUGCUGGCGACGGGAGGGCAGCCAUCAAAGAUCCAUUCCCACAAACUUUUUGAUACGUGAAGAAUAUUUUUGAAAUUUUAAGUGACUUUAACAAGGGAUUAAUGAAGGAAAACUAUUUGCCCAAUUUCUUUUUCUUUAAAAAAAAA